AUGUAUACCCCUAUCCAAGUUGCUGUUCGAAUUAAUUCGUCUCAGAAAACAGAAAAUUUGGAUUCGAUACCUGUGAAUCCUAUAGUGAAUGAUGCUGGUGGUCAAUAUAUCCAAGCUGGUGCAGAAAUUUUUCCAGUUUCUUUAUCGUGCCCUCAUGACAUAUCUCAAUCACAUUUGUAUACUAGUAUUAUACAACCAAAUAUAUCAGUGGUACUUGAAGGAUAUGAUGCAUCUGUCAUAACUUAUGGACAGACUGGAACUGGAAAGACUUAUACUAUUUUUGGUCCUGGUAUACAUUGCGCUUUCAGUGAAACAGAACAUGGGAUAAUUCCCAGGACUUUACGAGACAUAUUCUCAAGGUUGGGUAAUAUGCCAGAAAGAAGUUAUGUAAUGCACAUAAGUUGGUUUCAAAUAUUUAACAAUGAAAUCAAAGAUCUUUUUAAUGAUAUUUCUUGUAACGUUCAAAUUAAUACAGUAUCCGAAGCCUUUUAUUGGUUACAACAAGGCCUUACAAAUUUAUGUAUAAAUAAUGUGAAAUGUCAUUCACUGUUUACAAUAUGCUUAGAACAGCAAUGGAUUAACACUGAAGGUUUAAUUCAGCAUCGGCUGUCAACUAUGAGUUUUUGUGAUUUAGCGGGUACACAAAGAUCUCUUACAACUAAUGAAAUUGGAGAGCAAUUUUAUAUUCCAUUAGACAAUGAUUUGCAAAAUUUUGAAAACAUCAUAAAAAUUUUAUCGAAUCCUAACAUUUAUAAAUACCCAAACUAUCAUAACAUUGUCCCUUAUAGUCAGUCAAUCCUGACAACAUUAUUAAUGGAUAGUUUGGGUGGCCGCGCUAAAACUGUUUUGAUUUGUUGUGUAUCUCCCUUGCCAAGCGAUUUACUAGAAACUAUAGAAAAUUUAAGACUGGUAUCUAGUGCUCGUAAUAUUAAAAAUCAAGUUAUCAUGAAUACGUUCUCAGAUAACAACACUCAAGCAGGAAAUCAAGUAAGGGAAACAAAAAAUACAGUGGAUAUGUUUGGUUUACAAUUUGCAUCGAGUCAGUGGUUGAAGUUAGUUUCAAAUGCUGAAGGACUCUUCAACCGAUUAAUAUCAAAUAAAAUGCUAUCUGAACGGGAUGCAGAACAGAUUGAAGAGUGGUUAUUUCUUAAACAAGAAUGCGAUGAUUGUCUAAGCAGUGGAGAAAAUAUAACAAAACAAUUGGGAUCUAUACAAGAAGAGACUCCUCAAGAUUACUCAGAUUCUGUUAGUGAUUGUGCAGAGGCUCCUGAAAAUAGUAAAGAAUUUAAUGGUAAUGAAUCUCAUGUAUACCCCACUGAAGAUGAAGUUGAAGUUUUGCAAAAUAUGACAGAUACUGAAGGCAUAGAUCAUAGUGAUUCUGAUUCACAUAAGGCAUUGGAAGUAUUCACUGACAUAGAAAAUAUUAUGAAACUAUUCAGAGAGAUGACUGUACAUUUAACGAAAGAUAAAUUUGAAAACUUUAUCUUAUCACUGCCAAAAAGUACAAUAAAUAGUACAAAUGAUGUUGAAAUUUUUGAUACCAUGAAUAAGCCAUCACACGACACCUCUUCCAAAUCAUCAUUUUUCUCCACAUUAUUAAAAGAUAUGGGCAAAAGCUUUACAAAAGCUUCUGUUAAUUCAGAACCGGUUUAUAUGAAAGCAAGACGAAAAAGUGUUCAUCCAGGACAGCUCUUAAAUAGUGUUGAACUUCAAUUACUACAAAGAGCUGCAAGCAGUGGAUCAGCUGCUUUGCCCCCUACUAAUGAGAAGGAUUUAAAAGAACUUUCUAGAAAUGAUAUUGACGUUUUAAAAAUUAAGUAUAACAAUGCAGAACUAGAAUUAGAGUCAAUUCAUAAGCAAAUUGAUUCAGUAAAAGAGACAAUUUGUUUAAAAGCUCAACUAUUAAAAGAACUUGCCCAAAAUAAUGAGGCAAGACUACAAGCUAAACAAAAAUUCACCAAAAAGAAAUCAAAAUUAGAACAUGAACUAAUUAAUGCUAAAAAACAUUUAGUGCAAGCCUCUAACAUUGCAAUGAAUUGUAAUAGUGCAGAAGCAAAUGCAGAAGUUGAAAAGUGGAAAAUAGUAACAGAGCAUUACGAACAAAGGCUCAAGGACAUAUUUCAGAUUUCAGGUUUUACUAAGAAUAGUGAAGCAGAAUCAAAUAAACUUGAAAAUAGUCUUUAUAAAUUAAAUAAGCAAUUAGUAUCUUUAAAUGAUCAAAGUAAAAAAGUGCAAAAAGCAAAAAUUAGUUUUGAGAAGGAACUUAAAAUGAAGAAGAAAAAUUUACAAGUGAAGAAACCGGAGAAACGGAGUUUGAAGGAUGUUACCAGUAGAAUAUCACAUCUUGAUCAGGUAUUAAAGCAAAAAUCACAGCAUUUACUACAUGCAGCUGAUACUGCAGAGCAACAGUCUGUUCGGACUGAAAUAAGAAAUUUACGUAAAACCAGGGAUCAUUUGCAAGAGCAGCGUACAAAGUUGAAGAAUUUAAGAAGUCUAGACUUGUCUCAGCAAAGACGUUUGUUAGAAUGUGAUGAAGCCAUUGAAGCUAUUGAUACGGCUAUUGAAGUUAAAAAUGAGAGGAUAUGUGGCAAAGCCAGUAUUCUCGAUAUUAGUUCUAAGAGGAGAGAUGAAGGAGAGCGAAUGCUUAUGGCUAGACUCAAUAAAUUAACUUUAACUGAAACUAGGACAUUGUUGUAUAAAUAUUUUCAAAAGGUAAUAGAUUUAAAAGAUAGUGGUCAUAGACUUGAAAAACAAGUAUUAAAGUUAGAAGCACAACAAGAGGCAUGGGAACACACUUUAAAUGAUGCAGUUCGAGAAGCAAUUUUGAAAGGAGAAAGGAAUGCUGUUUACUUACAGCAUCAACAUCAGCAGAAAUUGAAUUUGAUUUUCCGACAUUUGGCAGAUGAAACUAAUACUAGUUCUAAUACAGAAAGAGAUAGAUUUUUUGCAAGAGACCACCUACCACUAGAUUUAGAGAGUUAUGCUGCGGGAUCUAGUAGAAAUAAAAUUAAACCUUAUUAUAAUGACCUAGAUAUAUAUGCGGAAGAAAGACAAUAUAAGCAUCAUGAAAAGAAAGUUAAAGAACCCAAAAAUAAAUUAUUGGCAAAACUAGUAAAUUAUAGUGAUAGGAAGAGUUCUAGAGAAAAUCAGAUAAUACCAACACAAAAUUUGAAACAGCUUCAGACAUCACCUGGCCCUACAACAAAAGUCACCAGACAGAAAAAUAAACUUAUAAUCCAACAAAAUACUAGAAAAUGA
Messenger RNA from Ctenocephalides felis (cat flea), 3258 nucleotides. RefSeq names its product kinesin-like protein costa (gene cos). Lineage: Eukaryota; Metazoa; Arthropoda; Insecta; Siphonaptera; Pulicidae. The record is from RefSeq and is a predicted model, not a curated record. Bases 1 to 3258 code for a protein of 1085 amino acids. Gene Ontology annotation, biological process: mitotic spindle organization; microtubule-based movement. Gene Ontology annotation, molecular function: ATP binding; microtubule binding; microtubule motor activity. The transcript is spliced from 13 exons.